AAAGCUUCUUGGAGGACCAAAAUAUCGCCAGGUUAUUUCCAUCGUUGGAAUGGGUGGAAUUGGCAAGACAACUUUAGCAAAGAAAAUAUACAACAAUUCCAAUGUUCGGUAUUAUUUUGAUUGGAUUUCUUGGUGCGUUGUUUCUCAAACUUAUAAAAAGAAAAAGUUGUUGGUUGACAUUUUGAGCUCUGCUAAUAACCUUAAAAGAGACAAAAUUUCUGAAUGGAAAAAACGAGCGCUGGCCAAAAUUUCCGAAUGGAAAAAACGAGCGCUGGCCGAACACCUUUAUAAAAAUCUAAGGGGAAGAAGAUACCUCAUUGUUAUGGAUGAUUUAUGGGAUAAAAAAGCAUGGGAUGAUUUGCAAAGGUCAUUUCCAGAGGAUGAAAACGGAAGCAGAGUAUUGUUAACCAGUCGGCUGAAGAAUGUGGCGGAGGAAUUUCAAAAGUUAUCGUUGAACCUCAAUCCCUAUCACCAGGUGAAAGUUGGACUUUGUUAGAGCAGAAGCUAUUUAAGAAAGAACGUUGCCCUCAAGAGUUGCAAGAUAUUGGAAAGCAAAUUGCAGAAAAUUGUCAUGGACUUCCGCUUUCAGUCGUCACGGUUGCUGGAGUUCUUUCAAACAUGGAGAAGAAAGAAAGCUUAUGGCAACAAGUCGCAGAAAGAUUAAGUUCUUACAUAUCCCAAAAUGCCGACGACUACAUUCCUUCAUUGAAACUUAGUUACACGCAUUUACCAAAUCACUUGAAGCCAUGUUUCCUUUAUCUUAGUGCAUUCCACAAAGGUGAGGAAAUUCCAGUUCGGAAGCUAUUGUUACUAUGGAUAGCGGACGGAUUCAUAGAGAAAAAGGAGCACGAGAUCUUAGAAGAUGAAACACAGGAGUAUCUAACGGAACUUAUUAACAGGAGCCUGCUGCAAGUUUCCGUUAGAAGAUCUGACAAUGGAGUAAAAGCAUGUAUUGUUCACGAUCUAGUACUUGAUAUGUGCUGGAAAACAGCUGAAGAAGAAAUUUUUUUUGUUUCAACAGUAAGUUAACUCAUUCUCUUUCUAAUUCCUUCUCGUUUUACUUCUCUAUUCCAAUUUAGCCUACUAAUACUAACAAUGGGUGGUAAUUUGUGGUCACUAUGUCAAUGAUGCUGGUGUUGCUGAUGCUGGUUGAACUGAUCUCCUCCAUGUUCUUGUUAUUCUACUUAUGUAGUCAAUUCUUGAUAUCUAAGCAUUUCCAUGGCUUGAGUGUGGAUCAGUCUCAUCAUCUCCCCAAGGCCUUGUUGAUUCUUUACGAAUCAGAAAAAAAUAGGGUCUUCGAAUCAACUGGAUAUGAUAUUGGGAGAAUAAAAAAUAUGUCUGACUUAAGUUACUUGGAUAUUGCAAUCCUAGAGUCAUCAAUAGCUAGACUCCAGAACCUAGAAGUUCUUCUUGUCCAUGUUCUAAAUGAUGAUAUACCAACUUACCUUCUCAAUAUGCCUAUGUUGAGACAUCUACGUGUUGGAUCCUCAGAUAUCCCCGCAAGAUUCAGUAAGAAUUGUGAUAGGUCCCGAACAAAUAGCCUACAAACCCUCUAUUAUGUUUGUAUUUAUGAUUCAGAAGACGAAGAAAUCAUCAGACGUUCCCCAAAUCUUCGUAGGCUUAAAUGCCAAUCCCCAUGCAAUCGAUGUCCUGAUCUCAACUUUCUUUCUCAGCUUGAAUCACUCACGAUAUAUGGAAGUGCAUUCGAAGGUAAUUGCUCGGUUAAUUUUCCCAAGAACAUAAAAAAGCUUACUCUUUCAGGAAUCAGUUUGCCGUGGGAAAAUAUGUCAUUAAUUGCGACAUUGCCCUUCUUGGAGAUUCUGAAACUAGAAUGCGAAGCAUUUAUAGGAGAAAUCUGGGACACCAAGGAUGAUGAGUUCCAAAAACUCAAGUUCCUUAAAUUAUAUCGCAUAUAUAUUGAACAAUGGAAUUCCUCGCGCUAUCAUUUUCCAGUACUUACACGAUUGGUGUUGCGAUCUUGCACAAAUUUGGAGACGAUUCCCUCUGAAUUUAGCUUUAUUUCAACAUUACAGAAGAUUGAGGUGGACGAUUGUAGCAUAAAUGUAAAAAAUUCAGCUUUGCAAAUUCAUGACGAACAAAAGGAUUAUAGUAACGAAGAGUUUGACGUGACCAUCUAUAGUGUUUGGGAGUGAAGACAACAUUGUUCAAUUGUUGUUCACGAUGAGAAUCCUUGACAUUCCACACCGACAUGGUGAGAAAAGAUAUAAUUUUCGGCUCUAUGUCAGUUGUUAGUUGUUCUUAUUCAUAGUAUUUUCCUUGAAGUGAACAUGAAGUUACGACUUCUUUAUAGCGAGUAAAAUUAAACAAUGGCUCAAUUGCAAAUUAUACUAUAUUAUGGUUAAUUUGACAACUGGUCGGAUCUAAAUCUUAGCCUCGAAUUUUAUUCCUUGUAAUUUUUU
Olea europaea var. sylvestris is the source of this 2420-nucleotide messenger RNA. RefSeq names its product putative late blight resistance protein homolog R1A-10. Gene Ontology annotation, biological process: protein folding. The transcript is spliced from 2 exons. Bases 1119 to 2153 code for a protein of 344 amino acids. Lineage: Eukaryota; Viridiplantae; Streptophyta; Magnoliopsida; Lamiales; Oleaceae. The record is from RefSeq and is a predicted model, not a curated record. Gene Ontology annotation, molecular function: alpha-tubulin binding.